Molecule: messenger RNA, 2059 nt
Organism: Xenia sp. Carnegie-2017
Lineage: Eukaryota; Metazoa; Cnidaria; Anthozoa; Malacalcyonacea; Xeniidae
Product: kelch-like ECH-associated protein 1B
Molecular function (GO): protein binding
Source: RefSeq, a predicted model, not a curated record
AUUUCUUGAAUUUUGUUAUCUAACUAUGGCGUCAUUACCAUGGCUAUUCUUGAAAUUCGACCUUUAAGUCUGUCAUUCACAUCAGGCAAUCGGAAAAGAAGUUAUUGUUGAACAAUUAUUACGUGCCCGAAAAUGGUUACUCUUGUUGAGAUACCGCUUUAUUCAAAUGAUUGUUUUCGUGUUAUGAACGAGAUGAGAAGGAAAUCACAACUGUGCGACGUCAUUUUACGUGUUAAACAUAUUGAAUUCCCAGCUCAUCGUAUCGUUUUGGCUGGAGCGAGCCGGUAUCUCCAAGCAAUGUUCACUAAUGGAAUGCUAGAAAGUGGGAAAACUAAAGUGGACAUAGGCGAUAUAGAGCCACAAACCAUGGCAAACUUAUUGGAUUUUGUAUACACCGGUUCCAUAGAAUUGACAACGAACAACGUCCAACAACUUUGUGCCGGUGCCACCAUGUUACAUUUAACAAGCUUGGCAAACUCAUGCGCAAAUUUCCUGGAAGCUCAUAUGGACUAUUUCAACUGCAUUGGAAUCCGAGCUUUUGCUGACCACUACUCUUGCACAAGUCUAGAAAAUUUUGCCUUCAGGUAUAUUUGCGAACAUUUCCUAGACGUUGUGCAAAGUGAAGAAUUUUUACAAUUGAGCAAGGAUGGGCUUCUUGAGCUAAUACAAAGCAACUUGAUACAGGUUUACUCGGAAGAUGAAAUCUUCAAUGCUGUAGAAGUUUGGAUAAAACACCAUUAUGAAGCACGGAAAGGCAUGGCAUCAGAGCUUUUGCAACAUGUUAGACUUCCACUAGUGUCAUUAGAAUUCUUGGAAACACGGGUUGUACCUGCAAGUUUUGUUAAAAAUGAUAGCAAAUGUCAGAUGCUUUUGGCAACUGCAUUGAAUAGUCACAAGAGCAAUCUUCCAUCGUAUAUGUUUGUGCACCGUGCUCAACCUCAAAUGCUUUACACUGUUGGUGGACGUAAUUCAGAUUGUUGUCAACUGGCAACCUUAGAACAAUAUGAUGUUGCAACAAAUUCUUGGAGUUCUUUGGAGCCAAUGACUUGUGCUCGUACCGCAGUUGGUACAUGUUCGCUUAAUGGAUACUUAUAUGUCAUUGGUGGAGAAUGUGCCAAUCAUGCCAACCCUGCUUGGGAUACCACCUACAAGAAAAUAGUUGAGAUCUAUUAUCCCAAAGAGAAUUCCUGGCGAAGAGUUGCAGAAUUAACUAUCCCUCGUUCUUUUGCAUCAGCUGUGUCUUGUGAUGGCUAUGUGUAUGCCCUUGGAGGCGAAGACAGAUUAUGUUCUUAUAAUUUUGUUGAGAAAUAUGAUCCUGAAAAGGAUUUCUGGUUACCAGUACAGAGUAUGAAGAGACGAAGAUCUGGAGCAGGAGCAGCUGUAUGCAAUGGAAUGUUAUUUGUAGCUGGUGGAUAUGAUCGUGGUAUUCACACAGAUCGUGCUUCCGUCGAAUGCUAUGACCCAAAAUUGGAUCAGUGGAUCUUUGUGACUGAACUAGAAAAAGCAAGGUCUGGUCUGGGUUUAGUUUCAUUAGAUGGAUGCAUUUAUGCUGUUGGUGGCCGUAAUAGAAGCACUGAUUCAUAUUUUGAUUUGGUGGAGCGGUAUGAUACGCGCACGCACCACUGGUCACCGGUGGCACCUAUGAACAGCCCUCGUGCCUGGGCAGCCGUAGUUGUUUACAAGGAGAAUAUAUUUGCUAUUGGUGGAUUUGAUGGUGCAAAUCGGUUGAACUCAGUUGAAAUGUAUGAUCCAGUUAAAGACAUUUGGACCAAUAUUGAAGGUUUAAAUGUGAACAGGGCUGGGUGCGGAGCGGCAGUGCUAUAAAACUGGCUUUUAUUGCAGCAGCAUUUUUACAAUAAUUUUUAUAAAUAAACAUGUUUAACAUAGAAAAUUUAAGAAUGUUAAUGUAAAACAUUUAGUUGAUUGUUUUAAGAGUAGUAUUUUAAAUUGAAGUUAUGUAAAAAUUUUCAUCUUGUGCUGUAGGGCAAAUUGUGUAAAAAUGCAUUGUGUAUAGUGUAGGCUACUGAAAACAAAGCUUCAUUUGAUUUGAUUGAUAAAA